AUGAAGGGUGUCGAUAGUGCGACAGGAGACCGUGAAGGCAUGACACACAAACCGAUUGUUACAUGUGCGGGAGAUUGGAAUUUAUUUUGCACGUUAGAGGCGCCCCUAGUGGCCGCCAUACCACAGGACUCAUGUGAAUGGAGGCGGUCAUAUGGCCGGGCUACCAAGUCUGUCUACCUGGAGGCCUCUUUCACCAGAUAUAAUAAGGACAGAGCGCAAAAUGAGCUGAAUUUGUUGAAGAAACCAAUAUUUCAUAUAUACUGGACUGACUGUGUGGACAUAGAAUAUUACAAAACAACUCUAAGAGAAGACAUAGAAGCAUGGUUGAAACAACUAGAGAAAAAUGGAAUAACGGAUUGGAUGAUAGUCCUAGUAGAAACUUAUGACAUACGAAAAACAAACAAAUUGUUACCGAGGACUACGGUUUUGGAUAAAAUUAAGGGUGAUUUUGGCGUGAAACAAACAGAAGAUAGGUUUAUUUCUGUUAUUAAUCCUAUCAAGUCCGAAGCAAGGAGUGCGGAGUCAUGGAGGGCGUUGGUAGCAAAGAUAAGACAUUUUAUACUAGUGGCGUAUAAUAAAGCCCUAAUUAAGUUUGAGGAGUACAUGAGAGAGCAACGAGAGAAACGUAAUGAUCCGGAUUGGGAUUUUUGUAAAUAUUUUAUUUUGCAGGAACAACUAGCAUUUGUACUUGAAAUGCUAGGCUUGUAUGACGAGGCUCUAGUCCAGUAUGAUGAAUUAGAUGCUCUGUUCUCUCAAUUCGUACUCAAUUCCAAUGUGACAGAGAGUCCAAAAUGGCUUGACACAUUUAGACAACCUGUGACAUCUUGGCAGGCGGUCAGACUGACUGCUUUGGUUCCUCAACACCUUCGAGAACUGAUUAUAAAGAAGAAAGCUUCGUUGUUGGAUUUUAGGAGCUAUUUGUUUCAACGUCAAAGUGCCAUGUUGCUGCCCUCAUCGAAACCUUGGGAGAUCGCAUCCAGAUGUCUAUCAACUGUACACAACACAUUAGUAGAGUUAUCUCUACUCGGUGCCACGGCGGUAGAGGGCGCUGCAGCAUGUUGGGCGCAGUUAGCGUGCGCGGAGACGUUGCGCGCGUGCGAAAGAUUGGCUGCGAACAAUAAUGCGCUUGAUAUGUGCACUGCUACCCAGGCUCCAUUGCUGCAUAAUGCUAAGGAUAAGUUACACGAACUCGGCAAACUCUGCGGCCUGCUUCCUGGCUCUCCAGAGCCAACGUCAGAACAGCUGCACCUGGUGGUGAUGCUGUCAGCAGGGAUGGGAGACAAUGAGAACAACAACCAACAGCCCACACCCACUGAUAGACUGAAGGAGGCGCUGUGUAGCAAGACCAGCUUUCAGCAGUAUUAUCUGGAACUCGCUGAGUUAGCUAUGGGGACUUAUAAGCAUAUUGGACGGUUAAGAUUCGCCCGCCUAAUAGGCCGUGACCUAGCAGCGUUCUACUCGGAGUUGGGUGAGACUGGCAAGGCGGUGGUGUUCCUGAUGGACGCGCUGCGGUCGUAUGAGGAGCAGGGAUGGAGGGACUUGGCGGCACAGACCAGGCUGGAACUCGUCGCCGCUGCCAAGAAGAUGAAUGACAUGGACAGAUACACAAAGCUCUCAGCAACAAUAGCAAGUACAGCCGAACUAGAGAUACUAGUCAGAAACUUUUAUUUCGAGGAAAUGAUGAAAUCCAUACGCGAGGAACUAUGCAAGAAGUCAGAGACGGUACUGACGGAGCUGAACGAAUGCUUCAAAAUCGUAUCCGCCAGUUUAGUGCCGUCGGAACGUGGUGUCUAUAUCACUGACAAUAAGGUCCAAUGUCGCAUGACGGUUGUUAGUUAUUUGCCGAAAGAUGUGACUUGUACUAGAGCAGCAAUAAGUAUAGAGAGGUGUAAGGAGGAUAGGACGGACAGACGGACGCCUGUCAAAAGUUAUAAGACUGAUUUAAGUGUUAGCAGUAGUGUAGCUUCGCCUCGACGGGGGCCGGCCGAGGCUGACAAUGAUACUACUAACUUAAUUACAAGCAUAAGACUGGACGACUUAAAACCCAAGAACCCACUAUUAAACCCUUUACACAUAACCUCACAAACACACUUCAAAGAAGACAGAUCCUUGCAAAAGGUCACCGUUGAAUGUCAAAACCCAAAGGUGACCCUUAAGCGAUCAGACAGUUGCAAAUACAGAAAACCUUCAGCAACAGUAAGGAAUAACUAUGAAAACUGUUUUUCCGUUAGCAAUAUAAUCCUAAAACCAGGUACAAAUGACCUUGUCCUAGAUUUUGUUGCGACCAAAUGCGGGGUCUUCAAACUUGGUCAGGUUUCGUUAGUCAUUGAAGAAAAAUUGGAGUUUUUGUCUAAUGUACUGAUUGGAACGAAGAUGGGAUGUGAGAUCGUGACUCAGGGUGUGAACGUGUUCUUGAAUAAGGUGGAACCGAAGAAGGAUUUAGUGGCUGGAUUGGAACAUGCUGUGGAGCUGGUCGUGACCAGUGGUAGCUCGCAUAUUGAGGAGAACACAACAAUACUCCUGAAAACGUCAUCUGGCCUGCUGAUCAGGUUCGCUGACGAUGACACGGCGAUGUCUCGCGAGCUGACCAUCAAGGUCCCCGCUAUGGAACCGUUCCAGACGACUAAAGUCCCUCUCCGGUUGUUCGCGAUGUUACAACCUAGGAAGGAGAAGAGUAUUGAGCAUUCUGUCUGGCUAACCUGUCCCUGGCGGGAAGCGGUGACGGAAGUGCCGCUAGACUUCACUCCUCCUAUGGUGGCGUCAUGGCGCCUACUCACCUCAAACACGAGGAAAUUCAUCCAUAUAACACUGAAGUCAACUGUAGUACAUUUGGUGCAGUUUGCUUUGACGGACCCGAAGCUGGAAUGUGAUGGGAACAAUAAUAUGGUAGCUGAUUUAAACCCUAAGAAUUCGGACCAUAUGAUGGUAGCGUCAGAUGGUACAACAGCUUCAUUCAUGUGGGAACUUCUAAAAGACCCCCUCGUCAAAGGAGGUCCAAUGAAAGCAACCUUCUCAGUGCACUACCGACCUUCAGACGUGGAAGGUCCUGGCAGACCAUUCACAUGUCCUUUCGAUAUACAGGACUAUACUACGUUGUUUGUAAUUAGGACGAAGUUGGAACCUAGUAAGGGUUCUGACUUUUGCAGGGCUUCGCAAAUGUGCUGUUUACAGCUUAGUGUGCAAAGGGUGAACGAAACGGAAUACACGUCGCUUAUGUACGAAGUGCUUGCUGAUCAGACAAUGUGGGCGGUGCUGGGCCGGACUGCAGGAGUGCUGACAAUGGAGUGUACUAGCACGGAGCCCCAGACCGUGACGCUGGACGUGAUGCCACUAGUGGCCGGCUACCUGCCGCUCCCCACUGUCCGACUGUCCAAGUACAUCGCUGCUAAUACCAAAGAUCCAAAGAAAGAUAUUUCUGCGCAUCCUCGACUGGAACCGUUCAGCCCCGGCCAAGUCUACCACGCGGGCAAAGCGAAGCAAGUCCAUGUCCUACCACCUAUGCCCAAGGAACAUCUAGACGUCAUAGCUAACUAA
Messenger RNA from Spodoptera littoralis (African cotton leafworm), 3534 nucleotides. The record is from the annotation of a GenBank genome assembly. NCBI's taxonomy places the organism in Eukaryota, Metazoa, Arthropoda, Insecta, Lepidoptera, Noctuidae.